AUGGCAGAGGUGGGAGCGGUCUUCACCUCUCUGGACUGGGAUCUCCACGGCUUCUCCUCCUCGCUGGGGAGCGUGCCCUUCGCGGACUCCGCGGGCGUCCUGACCGAGCGCCUGGGCCAGAUCGAGGGGAAGCUGCAGCGCGGCUCGCCCACCGACUUCGCCCACCUGAAGGGGAUCCUGCGGCGGCGGCAGCUCUACUGCCGCACGGGUUUCCACCUGGAGAUCUUUCCCAACGGCACGGUUAAUGGGAAUUGCAUUUCCUUUUUUGUUCAAGGAAUCCUGGAGUUUAUCAGCCUGGCUGUGGGACUGAUCAGCAUCCGAGGAGUAGACUCUGGACUGUACUUAGGAAUGAAUGAUCGAGGAGAAUUAUUUGGUUCGAAGAAACUCACACGUGAAUGUGUUUUCCGGGAACAGUUUGAAGAAAACUGGUACAACACCUAUGCCUCCACCUUGUACAAACACUUGGACUCAGAGAGACAGUAUUAUGUUGCUCUGAAUAAAGAUGGUUCACCCAGGGAGGGAUACAGGACUAAACGACACCAGAAAUUCACUCACUUUUUACCGAGGCCAGUAGAUCCUUCUAAGUUGCCCUCCAUAUCCAGAGACCUCUUCCAUUAUAGGUAACCAAUCCCAAGCGUGACCACUAUGACCCAUAGAUUGUGGGGCCACUGUUGUCUCUGCAGCCACUAUACUCAUAGCGUUUAAAUCCUUUCUUACUACCAAUUUAAAUAACAGGGAAGCACUCACUGUUCAACUUCAACCUAGCUGUUCCCUUGUUGUUCGAAGUGUAUAUCAAGGUUGAGUUAUUUGGGGGAGGGAUAUGUAGAGAGGGGGUGGGCUAGAGGGAAUCUUGUAUAUACCUUUUUCUGUAUUCAUGUU
Messenger RNA from Echinops telfairi (small Madagascar hedgehog), 879 nucleotides. It is a transcript of the gene FGF16, whose product is annotated as fibroblast growth factor 16. Gene Ontology annotation, biological process: positive regulation of protein phosphorylation; cell differentiation; positive regulation of endothelial cell chemotaxis to fibroblast growth factor. The coding region runs from base 1 to 624 and encodes 207 amino acids. The record is from RefSeq and is a predicted model, not a curated record. The transcript has 3 exons. Gene Ontology annotation, molecular function: fibroblast growth factor receptor binding; growth factor activity. Lineage: Eukaryota; Metazoa; Chordata; Mammalia; Afrosoricida; Tenrecidae. Gene Ontology annotation, cellular component: cytoplasm.